This is a messenger RNA of Arachis stenosperma, 902 nucleotides long. RefSeq names its product protein NOI4-like. The coding region runs from base 199 to 441 and encodes 80 amino acids. The transcript has 3 exons. NCBI's taxonomy places the organism in Eukaryota, Viridiplantae, Streptophyta, Magnoliopsida, Fabales, Fabaceae. The record is from RefSeq and is a predicted model, not a curated record.
GCGCUUCGUUUCCUAUUCCACAAACCUCUUUAUAAAUUAUUGCUUUCCAAAUCAACCUUCUUAUCCUUUCAAACCCAUUAUUAAUCUCUUUUUCAUUCCCAUUCUUCUUCUUUGCUUUUGGUUUUCUUCCCCCCCUCCCCCCUCCCUUCUUCUUUGUUGUGUAUUCUUCUUCCCCAAAUAGCAGGAGUCUUCCAUCUUAUGGCUUCGGAUGAACAAGAAGGAAGGCCACUGCCUAAGUUCGGGGAAUGGGACGUGAAUGACCCUGCAUCAGCUGAAGGAUUCACUGUAAUAUUCAACAAGGCCAGAGAUGAGAAGAAAAGCAACAACAAACAGGUUACUUCGGGAGGAUCCGGGCAUGGCGGAUCGCAUCGAAGUAGAUCCGAUUCCCGCAAUAAGGAUAGAGAUAAACCUAAGCGGAGGUGGUUUUGCUUUAAAACUUAGAAAUGGAUGGUGAUGAUGAUGAUGAUGAUCGUGAAAUUUUCCUGAGGAUCACAGAAACAGAAUAGAGAACAAGUAAAUAAUAACAAUAAUAAUAAUAAAAAUAAAAAAGUAGUUGCUGCUAGCCUGUGCUUGAAUCAUCCAUGCAGCUAUUGGUAUUCCUUUUUCCCUUUUGCCACCCAUACACAUUUCAUGAAUAUAUCUAGCUACUUAAUUAUACAGUUAUACGGACCAGCAGCCAAAUGUAAAUAGCCAAUAGGUGAAUAUAUAUAAAUAAUGACAAUGACGGUCAUUUUGAAGUUACAGAAAUCGCAUAUCAUAUGUUUAAUUUUCUUCGUUAUCUUCGUCAGUUAGCUAAGGUCCAUAAGGCAUCUUUAUGUGAAGGCAUUGAGUUCAUAUUUUAUAUUUACCAUAACGAUCUAUAGAGCUAUAUAAUGUGGUAGCUUCAGAAUUAAAGUUAAAAA